This is a messenger RNA of Medicago truncatula (barrel medic), 546 nucleotides long. RefSeq lists its product as uncharacterized. The record is from RefSeq and is a predicted model, not a curated record. The transcript is spliced from 3 exons. Bases 56 to 307 code for a protein of 83 amino acids. Lineage: Eukaryota; Viridiplantae; Streptophyta; Magnoliopsida; Fabales; Fabaceae.
CAUAACUAACUGUUCUACAAGUUGGACGCGCAAUUGAAGCGAGGUGGAAAGGCAGAUGGAAUCAUCGAUUUGGGAAUACAGUGUAAUCCUCUUCCUACGUCCUCUCUUCGCCAUAGCUUUCGUUCUCUCCUUAAUCUCUCUAGGUUGGUUAUUGGCAUGGAAAUUGGUGUUGGUUCAUGUUCCUUUAGUACAAGAGAUUUUUGGUCUAAAAAAGAAACCUGUUCGAUCUAAGCCCCAAACUGGUCGUCUCUCCAAAAUUUACAGCAACCUUAAUAAUCCCCCAAUUUCAUCUUCAUCUUCCUCUUAGAUAUGAUCAUUGAAUUGUAAACAGUUUGUUGUCAAUGGCUAACAUGGAAGCACAGGUAGUGACUCACUGAUUGAAAUAAAAUGAAAAAUUUCCCAGCAGAUGCCUCAAAAGCUCAGGGAUGUUUAUAUGUUUAUAUUUGUACACAAUAUUAGUUCAUUAAUUACUCUAUAUGUUGCUCUGUGGAACUACUUCGGCAAAUCCAAGUGAUAAUUAUUUAUGAUUUAUUUUUAUGAUUGUCA